Messenger RNA from Centropristis striata (black sea bass), 6334 nucleotides. It is a transcript of the gene dagla, whose product is annotated as diacylglycerol lipase, alpha. Gene Ontology annotation, cellular component: dendrite membrane; postsynaptic membrane. NCBI's taxonomy places the organism in Eukaryota, Metazoa, Chordata, Actinopteri, Perciformes, Serranidae. Bases 603 to 3866 code for a protein of 1087 amino acids. Gene Ontology annotation, biological process: lipid metabolic process. The record is from RefSeq and is a predicted model, not a curated record. The transcript has 21 exons.
GGAUGGGCCAGAUUGUGUGGAAAUGCUGCCUCCGUUUAGCUGCUAUCCGCGCUGGGGUUCGGGAGUUGUCCGGCUGAUGGCACACACAAGCUGCUGACUACAACGUGAGAAACGAGGGGAUUCGUCUUGGUUCGUCAAACACUACUUGCUUUACCCUCUGUGGAUAGAAAUAUCAUCAUCAUGCCGAGCUCCGACGGAGGGACGUGAAAAAGACCCACACUCAGUGAGCUGCCACAGCCGACGACGUGUUGCAAUUACGCGGAUAAACGAAGGAGCCGCCGCCGGUCUCCAGCGGGUUGAACAGCACCGUGAUUAAUAAGGCUCUUUGAUGGCAUGUAUCUGACUGACAGCCGGCACAUAACCGAGGGAGCUCCGGCGCUUUGAUGUCUCUGGAUCCAUUCAUCCUCCCGUUUGUAAUGACGUCUGCACGGUUAUUCUAAAUCUAUCGCUGAGACAUUUGUGAUUGCAUCCACCCCUCCAGACCGAGAGCCGGUGUCGGGGAGAGCGAGGCUGAGGCGGGUCGCCAGUCGGAAGGAUAUGGGAGAGCGAGCGGAACCGAUGCAGUGGGUCUUGGCAAGACAUCGUCAAAAUACAGGGCAGUGAUGCCUGGCAUGGUGAUGUUUCGGCGGCGCUGGUCAGUUGGCAGUGAUGACCUGGUGCUGCCCGCCCUCUUCCUCUUUCUAUUGCACUGCAUCUGGCUGGUGGUUCUGUCCGUGGUUCUGUUCGGCCUCCCGUACGGUUCAGACCAGUCCUGUUCUGUGACGCUGGUGGACCAUGGCCGAGGGUACCUGGGCAUUCUGGUCAGCUGCCUCAUCUGUGAGAGCGCCAUCAUGUGGCUGAGCAUGAGAGGCAGCAUUCUGUACACACAGCCCAGGGAAGCUGUCCAGUAUGUCAUCUACAUACGGCUGGCUAUUCUCUUGGUCGAGCUUGUGUAUGCUGUGGUGGGAAUUGCUUGGCUUGUCCAGUAUUACCAGCCGUGCUCUGAUGUCACUGCCAAAAACCUGGCUUUGGGAAUCGUUGCUUGCAACUGGCUGGUGAUAUUCAGCGUUUGCAUUACCCUCAUGUGCACCUUUGAUCCUACGGGUCGGACUUUUGUCAAACUGAAAGCGACCCGUCGGCGUCAGCGGAACCUCACAACGUACACACUCAGACACAGGCUAGAGGAGGGCCAAGCCAGCAGCUGGAGCAGGAGACUAAAGUUCUUCAUGUGCUGCACAAGAGCCCAGGAUACACAAUCAGAUGCGUAUUCAGAAGUGGCCAGCCUUUUCGCAGAGUUCUUCAGAGACCUGGACAUUGUGCCUAGUGAUAUUAUUGCUGGCCUGGUACUUCUCCGCCAGAGGCAGAGGUCUAAGAGAUCUUCUAUCCUGGACCAGGCCAACAAUGACAUUUUAGCCUUCUUAUCUGGAAUGCCUGUCACUCGUAAUACUAGAUACCUGGACCUUAAGAACUCGACCGAGAUGAACAUGUACAAGGAUGUGUGUUAUUACAUGCUCUUUGCCCUGGCUGCAUACGGCUGGCCCAUGUACCUAAUGAGGAAGCCUGCCUGUGGGCUGUGCCGCCUCGCCAGCUCCUGCCCCUGUACAUCAGUGUCUGGCUCUCGCUUGUCUCAGUCCGUGACAGUGGAGGAGGACAAUUGUUGUGGCUGUAACGUCCUGGCCAUACGGAGACACUUCCUGGACAGGGACCUCAAGCAGGUUCACAUUGUCUACACUUCCUGCCACGAUGCUGUUUAUGAGACUCCGUUUUUUGUGGCAGUGGAUCAUGCGAAAAAGAAGGUUGUCAUCAGUAUCAGAGGAACCCUAUCGCCAAAGGACGCCUUGACCGAUCUGACAGGGGAUUCUGAACGUUUGCCUGUAGAGGAGCAGCACGGGACCUGGCUCGGCCACAAGGGGAUGGUUUACUCAGCAGAAUACAUUAAGAAGAAACUGGAGCAGGAAAUGAUCUUGUCACAAGCCUUUGGAAGAGACUUGAACAAGGGCACCAUGCACUACGGGCUGGUGAUCGUCGGGCACUCUCUUGGUGCAGGCACUGCUGCUAUCCUCUCCUUCCUGCUGAGACCUCAGUACCCCACACUCCACUGCUACUCUUACUCUCCACCUGGUGGCCUUUUUAGUGAGGAUGCCAUGGAGUACUCCAAAGAGUUUGUCACAUCUGUGGUAUUAGGAAAAGACCUGGUACCAAGGCUCGGCCUGUCACAACUGGAGGGUUUCCGACGCCACCUUCUGGAAGUCUUGCAGAAAAGUAACAAGCCAAAGUGGAGGAUCAUAGCGGGAGGCACCAAAUGCAUCCCCAAAUCAGAGCUUCCAGUAGAGGACGAUGAUCCUCAGUCGCAGCCAGCGGCGCCUCCCAGCAGCCGCCUGUGGCUCCACCCCAGUGACCUCAGCAUUGCCCUUUCAGCCUCCACCCCCCUCUACCCUCCUGGCAGGAUCAUCCACGUGGUGCACAACCAUCCUCCAGAGACAUGCUGUGGCCAGGAGGAGCCAACCUACUCAGCUCUGUGGGGGGACAACAAGGCCUUCGAUGAGGUCAUCAUAUCACCCGCCAUGCUUAAUGAGCACAUGCCCCACAUGGUGAUGGAGGGCCUCAACAAGGUGCUGGAGAACUACAACAAAGGGAAAACCGCUUUGCUGUCAGCAGCCAAGAUCAUGGUGAGCCCCACAGAAGUGGACUUGAACCCAGAGAGCAUGUUCGUGGAUACAUCAACGACUUCUCAGCAGCCGACGCCUACAACCCACCACCGCAGGAACAGUAGUGUUCGACAAAAAACAUUAUUACGUUCGUGUGCCCAGUCUGAAAUAUCUCUGGAUGGUUUCUCUGAGUGCCCUCCUCCCCCAGUGCCUGUAGUGCUGCGUGGAGCACGGGAGCGCCUGGCAGUGGAGCUGAGGGACCGCAAAGCUCCUCUGGCUGUCAUGGAGAGCCUCUCAGACGCCGAGUCCCUCUAUAGUCUCGACUCCCGACGCUCCUCAGCUGCUCUAAGGGGUUCGCCCAUGCUGAGCAGCCUCCCGUUCCCUUUGGACGCCCCGAUCCCCGAGGAGAACCCGUCUCUCAGCUCUCGCACUGAACUACUAGCUGCUGACUGCCUCUGCCAGGAAACGCCGGAGCACUUGGGCGAGGUCGGGCCCUUCUUUACCCCUAUGGAUUCCAGAUCCACCCCUGAAUACCCCAUGCGCCUGUCUCCGGCCACACCUCGCUACAGUGGACACCAUUCCCCAGCUCUGCCAAACCAGGCUCAGCCUUUCAAGCAAGAGCCCAACCGAAAAAUGCUUCCUGAUGGGGACGACCAACAGAUUCCUGGUGUCUACAGCCCCGGCAGCACGCCCAUCGCUCCCCUGAGCCCACAGAUUGGUUCUAGACCGAUGGAUAGAGAAAGUGAAGAUUGGGAGCUGGAGUCGGCAGGGAAACAGUUCGGUGCAGAGACCAGGCCGGCAGCUUCUACUCCUCCACCCCCACUAUCCAACGGAAACCCCAGCCAGGCGGUGCUGGAGUUCGCCCAGUACUUAGACUCUCUAUUCAGACUGGACGGCAGCAGCUCGCCGCCUCUGGAGCUGUCUGACGGCGAGUCGGAGUCAGGCCGGGGCUCCUUCGGCCAGGGCGAGUGUCUCGGAGACGGACAGCCGCUGGACGACAAACAACUCCUGGCCAGAGCAACACUGGAGCCUAACCUAGUCCCCAAGCCCCCACGCACUUUUGCUGGAUCUGCUGACCCCUCUUCCGGCAUCUCUUUGUCCCCCUCCUUCCCUCUCUCGUCGUCCGAGGAGCUCAACGACCUCUCCCCCGGCGAGGGCGCCCUGCCGGCCAUGCACUCCCUACGAACAUCUAGCCCUCUCCAUUGUCCUGAGGAGAACACACUGUCCUCUAUGGUGUAGACUCCCAUGUCCUUUGCUCUAAAUUGAGAGGUGCAGUCAUCCAAAAUGUAAAACAUAUCACAGUACAUGCAUGCGAUGGAAUGCAGUCACUCAUCAGAGAUCCGACGACAGAACUCGACUGACCAACUCACAAACUAUACUUCAUUCUUCAGGUGUCCCCUGUGAACGCUGUUAAUAGCAUUUUCACACUAUUGCAAUGACUAAGAUUAAAAAAAGAUACCUCUCUCUGCAUGCCAGGGGGCUGUACUGCUUUUGGGUGAAUAUAAAUAACUGUAGCUUCACAAUGCCAUUCCAAAACAAUGUCGUCUCACCCACGUAGGGACGUUGCAUCAAUUCCCCGACUUAACAAAAUCAAAGGGAGAAUACUUAACUGAGCAGGGAUUCAAAAACUAACACUGUAGAAGAGGUUAGCAUAGGCACAUCAUCUGGGUUGAUGUACUUUACAACUUCCUGCACCCUCAGCAGCUCCGGAGAAUUUUUGUCCAGCUUUUCGUUUCAUUUUUAUUUUUUCAAAUCAGGAAUGUGAAGAUGGACAUAUAUAUUCGUCAAUCAAUAGAAGUGAGAAGACAUUAUGAAAUGUUCCUCAGGUCUAUAAAGAAUUGACUUUGAGAAAGAGAGUAAGUGUGUUACAUUGGUGAGAAUUCAUGUGUCUUAAAAAUUUAGUGAUUGUGACAAAGUUAUUACAGACGCCUAUGGAUGUUUUUGAGUCUUUUGGUUACUCUUUAUAGUGCAUGAAGUUUUUUUUUCUUUAUUUUUAAAGAGAAAUUGUCAAUAAGCCACUUAGAUUGACAUUUGGAUACUCUUGCACACAUCAUAUUGCUCAAUUUACCCCCCUUUGCCAAAAAAUUUAAUACAUUGUAUUGCCAAAUGUAUUUAUGAGAUGUAGUUUUGUAUAUGUAUAUGGAUAUUGCUUUAUUUAAACAUAAGCUAAGUUCAUUAUCUCCUUCCCAUUCUGUUGGUUCCCAUGCAGACUGUUACACAGCAACACCACAGAAAAGAUGCCAUCCUGACCUUAAAACACUGCCAUGGCUUUCAUUUGGAAAACACAACCUCUGUACUUUUGGGUUUGAACCAAUAAUGAACUUGCAAAUAGCCUCCUAACUACUGUACCUUUCUCUUUGGGAGAGCUCUUAGCAAUGUGCCCAGGUCAGGGUCUGCAUGCUUUAUGCAUUUCAGAGUAGCAUGGCUGGUAUAGAACAAGUCUUGUCAUUAAGUCACAGUAAAUAAGCUCUAAACAUGUGCAGAAAUUAUAAUAUAUGUAAACUCAAAAACCUUUUUAGAGGCUCAUAAAACGCCCCAGGAUAUCAUCUCUCUUGUUCUCAAGGUGCUCACGGUCAUCUUGGACGUCAAGGUGUUUGCUUCCCUUUAAUGUGGUUCAUCUCAAGCACCCUUGAGGUUGGACUGAAUGAAUGGGCUCGAAAAAAAAAACAUCACGUAUGCCGACUCUAAAUACUGUUGGUGGCAUACACUCUCUUCCAUAUCACUCUGGGUGUAACAGGUGGCUCACAAUUUGCAUUAUUUAUUACCGUUAAUGUUGUUAUCACUUUUAUUGCUAUAUUUGAUGGUAUUAUUAUCCUUAUUGCUCUUGCAACAGAUUGGUUUGAUGUCAGUGGUUUUUAAUCUCAGUUUUUAUUUUUAUUUUUUUAUUUCUUUGGGACAGUGCGGGGAACUUUUUAGACUUUCCCAAAUGUAAGGAGUUCUAUAUUUCAGCUUUUUUUCUGUCCGAGUGGAAAAAGUAUUUGACAUUCUGCCAUGGCAUGGGGACAAUAUGCUCUUUUUACAAAUGUUCCAUAGUGGUGAGACACGCUGCAGAGUGACAGCCUGCAAGCAGUGACCUUUGGUGCAGCGCCACCGUCAAGCCUGGAGUCACCGUAGUUAUCUGCACAGUCUCUCGAUUUGGAUUCAGAUUUGCUGUGAUUACUCACAGCGCUCAGCUCCAGCCAGUUUACAGUCUGACACUACUCAAAUCAUGCUGCCAGUCCCAGUAGACUAUCACAAGAUACACUAAGGUUGGGCCAGCAGUUACCUACAUGCAGUAGCUUUGCUUGCACCCGGUCAUACACUCAAACACUCCUGAAAGAAAGCACUACAAUAUUUUCCACCAUGAUGUGUACAGCACCAUGUUCUAUGUGUAAUUAUUUAUGCAGAUGUCUAAAAAAAAAAGAAGAUGAAUUCCAAUAGAGUCAUGUAGAAAACAACUAUAUAACAACAAGGAGAUAAUGACUAUAUUAAAAGAUAUCAGUAUUGACAUAUAGAAGAAAAAAGAUAUUUCAUCUGAAAGUUAUUUAUUCAAACUAUUGGCAGAGUAUCAAAUUGGUCUAUAUUGAAAGAAGAAUAAUUCAACUAUGUCUUGUCCAUGUUUACCUGGUUUGCUUCCCCUCCUUUCCUGCCCCACAAUGAGAAUGUAUUUAAUCCCUCCCCCUCACUGCCCUGCCUGUAAUGGAAUAAACUACAAACCAUGAAAAUAA